This is a messenger RNA of Phytophthora sojae, 2178 nucleotides long. RefSeq lists its product as hypothetical. The record is from RefSeq and is a predicted model, not a curated record. The transcript is spliced from 2 exons. Lineage: Eukaryota; Oomycota; Peronosporomycetes; Peronosporales; Peronosporaceae. Bases 1 to 2178 code for a protein of 725 amino acids.
AUGGUCAAGUUCUUCAGCCCGCUCGCGCUGUCGCUGGCAGCCUCUGCCGCCGCGGUCGCCGCCAUCGCUGCUCACUUGCGCUUCCGCCCGACCAAGCAGACCCCGAAGCUCCCCACCUCCUCCCAGCAGCCCGCCACAAUGGCUCCGCGCACGGCGCACCAGCGCAACAUCGACGAGAUCAACCGCCUCGACGGCUACGACGUCGUCAUCGUGUGCACGUCCACGCCGCACCAGGCGCAGUACUGGCAGGACCGCCUCAUGGCCACGCGCGGCUCCAUCUCGCCCAAGGACGCCAAGGUCAUCGCUGUCUUCGAGGACUGGGACGGCGGCGCCGGUAACGGACUCGGCACGCUCUACGCCUACACCAAGGCCGUGGCCGCCGGCAAGGAGCUCUACGGCAUCGACAUCCCAGCGCUGCUCGCCGCCGGCAGCAUCAGCGUCGCGCUGUACCACACCGCCGGCAAGGGCACGCGUCUCGCACCGCUGCCCGGCAGCGAGAACAACAACAAGUCGGGCGUCAAGCUGCCGGCCAUGGUGGAGGUCAACGAGAACCACGUGCCCAUGACCAUCCUCGAGGCCGUGGUGAAGCAGACCGGCGUGUACGCCUCCAGCCGCCGCGGACGUCUCUCCGUGUUCUGGGGCGACCAGGUCUUCAUCCCGUCGGCCGAGGUCAAGUACGAGGCCAAGCACCACAUCGACAUCCUCGCCGCGCUCGCCCCCAUGCCCUCCGAGAAGGAGUGGAAGGAGAAGGGCCUCGAGAAGUACGGCCUCAUCGUCGUCAACCAGCAGGACAACGCCGCGCAGGUGGACAAGGUGACCCACGAAACCGCCAUCCGUCUGCUCUCGUCCUUUGGCGAGAUGAAGUCGGUCGGCACGAGCCUCGGAUCCUUCAGCGUGGACGCCGACAUGCUGCGCGCGCUGCUGAGCGAGUUCGCCAAGGAGCUGGCCGCCAAGUCGGGCAAGCUGGACAGCGACCCGCACUUCUGGAUGCCGCUCACGCUCGAGCUCGAAGCGUACACGGAGGUGAUGGCCCAGAAGGGCGUGGAUAUCGCCGAGUCGACGGUCCACUACGAGCGCAUGCAGAAGAUGAUGGCCAACUUUGAGGAGACCCGGACGAAGGAGCUCGGACUGUUCGGCUGCGUCGACGUCGGCAGCAACGUGUACUGGUGGGACUACGGCCAGCUCAAGCUGUACCUGAAGAACAACCGCCUGGUGACCAAGCCCGGCGUGGAGGCUGACUGCCUGCGCUCGUUCCUCAACAUCAGCAACAACAUGGAGCACAGCAACGUCGGUGAGGACGCCAUCAUCGAGGAGGCUACGGUGCUCAACAGCCAGAUCGAGCACGGCGACAUCAAGCACAGCGUGCUCAGCGGCGUGGUCGCGAAGGAAGUGAACGCGGACGGCUCCAUUCUUAUCAACGUUACUGCGCGCUCGAUCAAGGCGCCCAACUGCGUAGUGUACAACGUGACAUCGGACGAGGCCGAGGGCCUGUGCCUCGAGGAGGGCAGCGUCGUCGUCGGCGUGCUGCUGCCCGACGGCAAGAAGGUCGUGAUGCGUUCGAGCAUGGACGUGUGCGGCGGCAAGGCAUGGAAGACGGUGCUGGACGCCAACCAGCACUCCUUCGAGAAGAUCUAUGAGCUGAACGCCGACGCCAACGUGUCCAAGCUGGAGCAGCUCAUCCAGGCCGAGCACAUGAAGAUGCGCGAGCUUCAGCUGGCGGUGGCGGCUCUGGGCGCCGUUCUGCUGCAGCAGUUCGUGUCUCGCCAUCGCCACCAGGCACUGCAGACGGAGAAGACGAAGCAACUGAAGCCGCAGCAGCAGGCGCAGGCCGCGAGCGGUGACGCGGAGGAGGAGGCGUACGUGGUGGAGAUCGAGUACUGCACCGGCUGCCGCUGGAUGCUGCGCGCCGCGUGGAUGGCGCAGGAGCUGCUCACCACCUUCCAGCAGGACGAAAAUAGUCGCCUGCGCUCCGUGACGCUCACGCCCAACUCGCGCCAGGGCGGUGUGUUCAACGUCUAUCUGCGCGAAGUGGGGCCCAAGGCGGACCCGGAGGCCGAGCCGGAGAUUCUCUGGUCGCGCAAGAUCGCGCGCCGCUUCCCGGAGUCCAAGGAGCUGAAGCAGCUUGUGCGCGACUUCGUGAGCCCCGAGAGGGGCCUCGGCCACUCGGACAAGAAGUAG